AUGGCAGGUGAAGCUCCAAAGAAGAGGAACGCCGCAAAGGAGCCGCGUCGGCUGGGUGUUGACUUAAUGUCACCCAUCCAUUUCGCUCUCGCUCUGGUUGGCCUCGCAGGAGCCAGAAAAUGGGAGCUCAUUCAUCACCGCUUUCCUCUGGCUCGGGGCUCCUCCAUGCAUUUAGUCAUAGCACCGGCGACAGAAAGGCGCACACUUCGGGAAAACAGCGGGCCGCGCUGGCACGCCUCCUCUGCUCCGUCAACCGUUCACAAAGGAAUCCCCAUUGGACAGUUCUGCAAGGACUUCAAUGAGAAGACCAAGGAGCUUAAGGAGGGCAUCCCUCUUCCCAUCAAGAUCCAUGUGAAGCCUGACAGGACGUAUGACCUGAAGAUCGGCCAGCCCACCGUGUCCUACUUCCUUAAGCAGGCGGCGGGCAUCGCAAAAGGGGCCAGCAAGACGGGCCACGAGACGGCGGGACUGGUGUCGGUGAGGGCCGUGUAUGAGAUCGCGCAGGUGAAGGCUCUGGACGAAAGCUUCAAAAUGAGGAACACCUCCCUCAUGAAUGUGGUCAAAAGCAUCAUCGGCUCGGCCCGGUCUCUGGGCAUCAGAGUGGUCAACAAGUAA
Molecule: messenger RNA, 615 nt
Organism: Menidia menidia (Atlantic silverside)
Lineage: Eukaryota; Metazoa; Chordata; Actinopteri; Atheriniformes; Atherinopsidae
Source: the annotation of a GenBank genome assembly